Molecule: messenger RNA, 942 nt
Organism: Vicia villosa (hairy vetch)
Lineage: Eukaryota; Viridiplantae; Streptophyta; Magnoliopsida; Fabales; Fabaceae
Product: early nodulin-like protein 9
Exons: 2
Coding region: 69-731 (220 amino acids)
Cellular component (GO): plasma membrane
Molecular function (GO): electron transfer activity
Source: RefSeq, a predicted model, not a curated record
AUUCUAAUCAUCCCUCUCUAGCUUCAUCAUUUCUAGCAUAUUUCUUUCUUUGUCAUCAUCCUCUUUCAAUGGCCACCUUCAUUUUCAGGUCUAACAAAAUGGUCCAUGCCUUGACCUGGUUUUGUCUCACGCUAAUGAUUCAUAAGGGGGCUGCUUAUGAGUUCAUAGUUGGUGGCCAAAAGGGAUGGAGUGUUCCAAGUGAUUCCAGUUACAAUCCUUUCAAUCAAUGGGCCGAAAAGAGCCGUUUUCAAGUAGGAGACUCCCUAGUGUUCAACUACCAAUCUGGCAAAGACUCGGUGCUUGCUGUAAAGAGUGAAGACUAUGCAAGCUGUAACACUGCUUCACCUUAUGCAAAAUACACUGAUGGUCACACAGUCAUCAAGCUCAGCCAAUCAGGGCCUCAUUUCUUCAUCAGUGGAAACAAAGACAACUGUGCCAAAAAUGAGAAAAUAACAGUGAUUGUUCUUUCUGACAGAAGCAACAGCGGCGGUUCAUCAAACACUAACCAAACAAGCAAUGCUUCUCCACCUUCACCACAAUCAUCAUCAUCGCCUCCUUCACCAUCUCCUUCUAAGCCAGAUGAUCAAACUCCAUCUCCAGAUACAAACCAAACACCAUCUACUAGUGAUCAUGGUCAUCCUCCUCGCAACGGUGCUGCUUCGGUCUUUGUCAACAUAGCUGGUUCUGUUGGAACACUCAUGGCUUCUGUUCUUAUUUUAUCUAAGUAUUGAUUGAUUGAUUUUUUAUAUUUUGUUUUCUGUUUGAUUUUCUAUGUUUUGAGUUCAGUGUGAACUAUGUGUUUGUUCAAAGUUGGGAUGGUGUUUGAUAUUUGUUUGUGAAGAUUGAAAAAUAAGGUGCAAUGAUUUAUAUACACUUUAGUGUGCUUCUUGUUCAAUAAUGUAAAAAUGUUGUAAUGUUAAAAAUGAAAUGAAUUAAACCCAU